Messenger RNA from Chara braunii, 978 nucleotides. NCBI's taxonomy places the organism in Eukaryota, Viridiplantae, Streptophyta, Charophyceae, Charales, Characeae. The record is from the annotation of a GenBank genome assembly.
GGAUAUGGUGGCCAGACGAAACCAAUCUUCCACAAGAAGGCGAAGACCACCAAGAAAAUCGUCCUUCGACUUCAAUGCCAGACAUGCGAGCACGUAACGCAGCAUCCUAUCAAGCGAUGUAAGCACUUCGAAAUCGGAGGCGACAAGAAGGGCAAGAGCACGUCUCUGUUUUUAAUGAGUAGUUAUCGUCCGACGUCGAAGAUGGUCGCAAGCAGUUUCACUUGUUCUGUGGCAGCUAUGGCUGCAUCCAACAGUAAGUGCUUCAAUUGCGGUGGGGAAGGACACUUUGCAAGGGAGUGUCCUUCGACCCGGAGUGCCCCUUCGACGCAAGGAAACAAUUCCACAGGUGGCCAGGUGGCACCGCGUUUCUGGGCUCCGCGAUGGCAACCUGAUGAUAGUAAUGAAGAGUGUGAGUUUUUGAGGCAACUAAUUAGUGAAAAGGAGAAGGAGCAUUUACGGAGGAAGGAGUUGAAAGAAAGGAGAAGGUUUGAUGAGAUGAUUAAGCAAGAAAUUGAGAGGAAUUCUGAAGCUUUGGAGGCUCUUGUCAUGUCUAAGAUAGGACGGCAGUAUCUCGCGGCUAAGGAAGAGGCGAGGGUGGAGGAAUCACGGGUUCCGCUUUUCCGUACGCCACGAAGUGCUCCGAGAGAUAGGGGUGUUUCGGAUUAUGCUGACAAGGGUCUGGAAGAAAUUGAAGAUGAGAUCGCCAAGUUAUAUGAAAUCCGGGAGAGAAAAAGCAAGGGUAAGGAGCAAUUGGAGGGGGAGGGCAGGCGACCAUUUAGGCAACUGGUUUUCCGACGCGAAGGAUCGGUGGUCGACUCCCCGCUGCCAGGGGAGUCAUCAAGGAUGGGGGAAGCAAGGGGCCGGACGAAGAUCGCUGCAGGAAGCGGCCCAGACGGUUUUUUGGCGUAAGUACUGGCCAGAGGCGACUCCUCACGCCCAAGACAAAGGACCAGCUCAAGGCCAUAUGUGCACAAGAAG